Molecule: messenger RNA, 2241 nt
Organism: Symbiodinium sp. CCMP2456
Lineage: Eukaryota; Dinophyceae; Suessiales; Symbiodiniaceae
Source: the annotation of a GenBank genome assembly
AUGCCGACGAUGAUGAUGAUCAUGUUCAUGGUGAUGAUGAUGGUGAUGAUGAUGAUGAUGAUUGAUGACAACGAUGAUGUCGAUGAUGAUAUUUUUGUUGUUGAUGAGGCCUCGGAGGAGCAGGAGGAGGACGAGGACCAGGACCAGCACCAGCACCAGGACCAGCAUGGCGACACAUUAAGUAUGGCCAAGUUUGAGCAGCUAACACUGGUAACGGCCUUGGAGGGGGUGAUGAGAACGCAUGUCUUCUGCCACAGAACGUUCUCGCCCCGCGAUCCCAUCAGAGGAGUGACGUCCAUCAAAGAUCGCACUGGUUCGAUGAAAAGCAUCCGCGUGCCCUCGCGUGACCUCGCCUCGCUGCUUCCGCCCUUCGGGAACCAGAGCAUGAUGGACUCCCCGACACGGCGGGAGAAGUCUGACACUUCUGCCAGCGCCGGAAAGCAUAUGUUCCUGACUCGUGGAGAGGCCGCGCGCUCUGGAGAGAUGAGCAUUGACCAGGACCUCAUUCCACGGCCCACUUGGACGAGAAUUGGCUUGAAGAGCGUCCCGAAGGCUCUCACCGCGAAGAAGUCCAGCGUAGCAAGUUUGGAGGAGUCUUCCUUUUCGGCGCCUUGUGUCAGCGAGACAGUCGAGGAGGAGGAAAAGGCUCGAGUCUUGCAUCCUGGAGGCUUUGUGCGAACUGUUUGGGAAAUUGUCACAGUGAUGUGGCUGCUGCACGAUGUCGUGUUUAUUCCGCUGCAGUUCUUCGACCUCCCUGAGUCAGAAAUUCUGAACGUACUGUCAUGGUCGACGAUUGCGUUCUGGAGCAUCGACAUCCUGAUGUCUUUCCGCACGGGAGUCUACAACAAGGGAGUGCUGGUGAUGGAUGCAGCGGCUGUGGCACGGAAAUAUGCGCGUACGUGGCUGCCGGUGGAUGUCAUGCUUGUCUCCAUAGAUUGGAUUGCACUGGCCUUUGAAGGCAGUCGGGGACAGCACGAGGGCACCAAUGUCCUUUGGAUUCUCCGCCUGCUGCGCCUGGUGCGCGUCGUCCGCCUGGGCAAAAUGAGCCGGACAGCUUUGGUGCUGCAGGAAGCCAUGCAAGGCUGGGCCGUGAACGUCCAGUUCAGCGUGGCCAUGAACAUUAUCCGGCUCUUGCUUUUGAAUCAUAUGAUUGCCUGUGCUUGGUGGGGUUUUUCCCACAUUGGCGGCAAGGCAGACGGGUGGUCCACCAAGUACGGGGUGGAGGAAGAAGACAGGCUGUAUGGCUAUUUGACAAGUCUACACUGGGCUAUCGCACAGCUUGGGGUGGGGGCCACUGAGGUCGAGGCGACGAACUUGCCCGAACGCAUCUUCAGUAUUUUCGUUGCCCUCAUUUCGCUGAUCACUUUCUCCACCAUGGUGUCGUCAAUGACGUCCAUGAUGACCGCUUAUUCCAGAAGCAAGGAGGAGGAAGCGCGCCAUUUCAGUCUGUUGCAACGCUACCUGCUGCACAACAAGGUUUCCACGAACCUGAGCCAGCGAAUUACGAAGUUCUUGCAGCAUGCCUACAUGGCCCAGCACAAGGCGUCCUCACAGGACAUGCAUGUGCCCUUGCUGGACAUGCUGUCACGUCCGCUGAUGAAUGAGUUGCAGCUGGAAAAAUUUCAGAAGGACAUGGAGAGGUUGCCCUUCCUGAAAGCCAUCUUGAGUUGGCACAACGUGCAGACGGUGGACAGUAUGCGAAACUUGGCGAGGUCCUCGUUUACAGUAUGUACAGUUGCCACCAAGGAUGUUAUCUUCUGCUGCGGCGUCGAGGCGUUGGCAGCAUAUUUACCCAUCACUGGAGACGUCUCCUACAUACAGGAUGGGAGGCCAGCCGAACCGUGCCUUCAUGUUUGGACGGCAGAGAUGUCCCUUUGGACGGAGUGGUAUUUCCUGGGCGACCUCAUCGCAACGGAUGUGUCGCGGAUUUUGAUGCUGGACAUGGAGAGCUUCUGCCGAACCAUCGCCUCCAACCCGCUGAUGCACGGCCUGGCGGUGCAAUAUGCGAAGGAGUACACCAACAAUCUGCGACGUGAGGCAGACGGGACAGACAUCUCGGACACCUGGCAGUUUGAGGCCGAGGUCGAAGUUCACGACCUCAUGUUCGGCAGGGGCUUCGCGCCGGAACUGGCUUUCAACACCUUCGGCAGACAACGCGUGAAAGGAAGACAGGGCUCCCAAAACGGUGUGUUGCAGGGCAUGGCGAGGAUGCAGGUGGUGCCGGAUCAGAUCCUGGAGUGA